Aethina tumida (small hive beetle) is the source of this 7819-nucleotide messenger RNA. Its product is annotated as ankyrin-3-like. Gene Ontology annotation, molecular function: protein binding. Gene Ontology annotation, biological process: signal transduction. NCBI's taxonomy places the organism in Eukaryota, Metazoa, Arthropoda, Insecta, Coleoptera, Nitidulidae. The transcript has 29 exons. Bases 172 to 7134 code for a protein of 2320 amino acids. The record is from RefSeq and is a predicted model, not a curated record.
UAUUUCAAAGUUGAUCCGGGACGCGGUUGUGUCGGGUUCGGUAGAAAGCUGUCGUUUUAUUUUUUCCGAUUAAAUUGUGGAUUUUGUGUUAUGUUUAAGUUGGUGCGACACAUUUAUGUUUGUGCGUAGUGUGCCGUUCGUUUGUUCGGACAUAAUUUGAUUUGAUUUGUGAUGGCACUGGGAAACGGGAGCACCCCGAACGGGGGUGUUACCCAGGAAAAGGCUCCGGUCGUGAAUGGAACUAACAUGGAAACUCUGCCCAGGACGGGGAAACAGACUGAUCCCAACACAGCUUUCUUAAGAGCGGCUCGAGCGGGACAACUGGACAAAAUUCAAGAAUAUUUGGAUUCCGGCACUGUUCGUGACAUAAACACAUCGAACGCGAAUGGUCUGAACGCCCUGCAUUUGGCAUCCAAAGAUGGGCACGUCGAUAUUGUGCGAGAACUGCUGAAACGGGGUGCCAUCGUAGACGCUGCCACCAAGAAAGGAAACACAUCUCUUCACAUAGCUUCAUUAGCCGGACAAGAAGAAGUGGUCCGGUUGCUUAUUCAGCAUGGUGCAUCGCUCAACGUACAAUCCCAAAACGGAUUCACUCCGUUGUACAUGGCUGCUCAAGAGAACCACGAUGGUUGUGUACGUUACUUGUUGUCAAAAGGAGCGAAUCAAACUUUAGCCACUGAGGACGGUUUCACUCCAUUAGCUGUGGCAAUGCAACAAGGUCACGAUAAAGUUGUAGCUGUUCUGCUCGAAAACGAUACCAGAGGAAAAGUCAGGUUGCCUGCUUUGCAUAUUGCAGCCAAAAAGGACGAUGUCAAAGCUGCUGCCCUGUUACUGCAGAAUGAACACAACCCUGACGUAACAUCAAAGAGCGGUUUUACACCUCUCCACAUAGCCGCCCAUUACGGCAACGACAAAGUGGCUUCGCUACUUUACGAGAAAGGUGCCGAUGUAAACUACACUGCCAAACACAACAUUACUCCGCUGCACGUAGCAGCCAAAUGGGGCAAGCUUAAUAUGGCCACUCUGCUCGUUUCCAAGGGUGCGGACAUACAGGCGAAGACGAGAGACGGUUUAACUCCUUUGCACUGUGCUGCCCGUUCUGGUCACGAACAAGUUGUGGACAUAUUAUUGGAGAACGGAGCCCCGAUGCACGCCAAAACGAAGAACGGUUUGGCACCUCUGCACAUGGCAGCACAGGGUGAACACGUUGAUGCUGCUAGAAUACUUUUGUAUCAUGGUGCCCCGGUGGAUGAAGUAACCGUCGAUUAUCUGACAGCUCUUCACGUAGCAGCUCACUGUGGUCAUGUUCGCGUGGCUAAGCUUCUUCUAGAUAGAGGGGCCGAUCCUAAUGCCAGAGCCUUGAAUGGUUUCACUCCUCUUCACAUCGCUUGUAAGAAGAACAGGAUUAAGAUGGUGGAGUUAUUAUUAAAACACGGUGCAAGUAUAAGUGCUACAACGGAAAGUGGCUUGACACCUUUACACGUUGCAAGUUUUAUGGGUUGCAUGAAUAUAGUAAUAUAUUUGCUGCAACAUGAUGCUAGUCCAGAUAUUCCAACAGUUCGAGGUGAAACUCCGCUUCAUUUGGCUGCCAGAGCCAAUCAGACCGACAUAAUAAGAAUACUUCUAAGAAAUGGUGCUGCAGUCGACGCAAAAGCCAGGGAGGAACAGACUCCGCUGCAUGUGGCUUCCAGAUUAGGAAACGUUGAUAUUGUUAUGUUGCUAUUGCAACAUGGUGCUCAACCUCAUGCGACCACCAAGGACCUCUAUACACCUUUGCAUAUUGCCGCCAAAGAAGGCCAAGAAGAAGUAGCGUCUGUCCUUUUAGACAAUGGGGCUGAUUUGACAGCGACAACCAAGAAAGGCUUCACUCCUUUACAUCUAGCUGCCAAGUAUGGUCACUUGAAUGUAGCUAGGCUAUUGCUACAAAGAGACGCCCCAGCCGAUGCCCAAGGUAAAAACGGCGUAACUCCACUUCACGUUGCUGCCCACUACGAUCAUCAACCCGUCGCUCUGUUGCUUUUGGACAAGGGAGCUUCACCACAUGCCACUGCCAAAAAUGGACACACACCCCUCCAUAUUGCUGCAAGAAAGAAUCAGAUGGAUAUUGCUACGACUCUAUUGGAAUAUGGUGCAAAAGCGGAUGCCGAAUCCAAGGCGGGCUUUACGCCACUUCAUCUGAGCUCCCAAGAGGGUCAUUCUGACAUGUCUUCCCUGUUGUUAGAACAUCAAGCCGAUCCCAAUCACGCCGCAAAGAACGGUUUAACUCCACUGCAUCUUUGCUCACAAGAAGAUCGGGUUCCCGUAGCCAACAUCUUGCUGCGGUCGGGUGCCAAAAAAGAUUCUCAAACUAAACAGGGCUACACACCGCUCCACGUUGCUUGCCAUCACGGUCACGUUAACAUGGUCAGACUGUUGAUUGAACAAGGAGCCGAAGUGAAUCCCGUCACCACCGCUGGAUACACUCCACUCCAUCAAGCUGCCCAACAAGGACACGUGUUGGUCAUCAGUCUGUUGUUGAAAAACAAAGCCGAUCCCAACGCCGUUACUAACAAUGGUCAAACUGCAUUAGGUAUUGCCAAUAAAUUGGGGUACAUUAGUGUAGUCGAGGAACUGAAAGUCGUCACAGAAACGAACGUCACUACAACGACGACCGUGAACAUCGAAGAGAAAUACAAAGUUGUUGCGCCCGAAGCCAUGCAAGAGACAUUUAUGUCGGAUUCCGAAGAUGAAGGCGGCGGAGCGGACGAGCCUCCAGUGGCUUACGGCAGACCGACGCAUGCUCAGCACGUCUAUCUCCCGUUCUACCAAGGACAAAUGACCUAUAUGACAAGGGAUGACCCGCUGUCCAGCGACCAACAGCAAUACAAGUACAUGACCGUGGACGACAUGAAGAGUCUCGGAGACGACUCCAUGAGGAUGGACGUUACCAACGACGAGUACAACAGAAAUUCGAUGGCUCCUUCGCACAUCAGCAACGAAUUAAUAAUUACACCGCAACAUGCUAAAGAAUAUUACGCAAGCAACGCAUCUCAUCAUGCUCCAGACAAUGUCGACAUUAAAAGGCAGCCUAAAACCGCUGGCUUGUGCAGUGCAGAAUGGUCAAGGCUAGAACACACUUUGAACUGGUUGGGUCCUCGAACCAAAGGACAGGGUCUAUGCAGAGACAGCUUCUUGGUGUCCGUACUGGUGGACGCGCGAGGCGCCGCGAUGCGUGGGUGCCGGCACUCCGGAGUGCGCAUGAUCGUGCCCCCGAAGUGUGCGGCCAGCCCCACACGCAUCACCUGUCGAUAUGUCAGACCUCAACGUACCCCGCACCCACCACCGCUUAUGGAAGGAGAGGCACUGGCCAGUCGCCUUCUAGAGUUGGGGCCAGUUGGAGCCAAAUUCUUGGGACCGGUUAUAUUGGAAGUCCCCCAUUUCGCCUCACUUCGUGGAAAACAACGUGAAAUCAUCGUUCUAAGAUCGGAUAAUGGGGAGACGUGGAAGGAGCACACCUUGGAAAGUAACGAAGAAGCUAUCCAAGACGUUCUGAAUCACAGUUUCGAAGGGCAAGAAUUAAAUCAAAUCGAAGAUCUACAUACAAAUAGGAUCACAAGGAUAGUCACCAGCGACUUCCCACAUUACUUCGCCGUCGUGUCUCGUAUCAGACAAGAAGUUCACGCGAUCGGACCUGAUGGAGGAACUGUGUCAAGCACAGCAGUGCCACUUGUCCAGGCAGUUUUCCCACCAAAUGCACUAACUAAGAAAAUCAGAGUUGGUCUUCAAGCUCAAGCGAUUGAUACCGAAUUAGUAUCGAAAUUGUUGGGUCAUGGCGUCGCAGUCUCCCCAAUUGUUACCGUAGAGCCAAGACGUAGGAAGUUCCACAAAGCCAUCACUUUGAGCAUGCCAGCUCCAAGGGCUCACUCUCAAGGCAUGAUAAACCAGUAUUCUGGUUCAGCUCCAACACUGAGACUUCUUUGCUCCAUUACUGGUGGUCAAAACAAGGCUGUUUGGGAAGAUGUAACCGGAUCCACACCUUUAAAUUUCGUCAGGGACUGUGUGUCAUUUACGACAACGGUAUCGGCCAGAUUUUGGCUUAUGGACUGCAGAAAUGUAACUGAUGCUGCUAAAAUGGCAACCGAGCUAUACAAUCAGUCCAUUCACGUACCUUUCAUGGCCAAAUUCGUUGUAUUUGCCAAACGUGUUAGCAAUUUGGAGGCGAGGAUUAGAGUGUUUUGUAUGACCGACGAUAAAGAAGAUAAAACUUUGGAACAUCAAGAACACUUUACUGAAAUCGCAAAGAGUAGAGACAUUGAAGUACUGGAAGGUAAAGACGUAUUUAUGGAGUUCGCCGGUAACUUAGUUCCAGUGUUGCAAUCUGGUGAUCAACCUAGACUAGGAUUUAAGGCAUUCAGAGAAAAUAGAUUGGCUUUCACAAUGAGACUGAGAGAUCAGGAUGAAGAACCACUCGGUAGAAUUAUCUUCAUGAACGACGCUAAAGUUGCCAAAGGGGAACCCAAUCAAGUACCACUGUGCACUCUCAACCUUGUGCUUCCUAAAGAUGUAUUGCCCGAUCGUGACUCCCAGUCUGAUCUCUUGGCUAUUGACAAAGAUCAUAGUUACUUGCAGCAUGGUGGUAUCAGUAAACCCGAUACUAUUCAUAAGGCAGAUAUUCGAGUAUCCGAUAUUUCCAAUUUAUUGGAUGACGACUGGGAAAAAUUGGCUCUCGAAUUGGACAUUGCACCGUCUGAAAUUAAACUGAUCAAAGACGAAUAUCCAGAUAGUAAACCGCAACAGGCCACCGUUAUGUUAAGAUUGUGGCUCAAACAGAAAGAAUCACGAGCUACGGGCAAUCAACUUGAACUAGCAUUAAAUAAAAUUGGCAGGUCCGAUAUAGUAAACAAAUGCAUAUGCAAUGUUGAACUAGUAACUGACGACAUGGAGAAAGUCAUGGCCAAAAUGCAACUAGAGGAAAAGUCUGGAUUCGAUUACUUAAAAGAUGAAUUGGGACCUUCGAGAGACACGUCGUUAAGACGAGAUGAACGAAUUGAUCAAAGUUACAAAGACAGCCAAGAUGACAUCAGUAGAAGUGAGAAAAAUGAUGAUCUUCAAAAUGAAAAUGUGAAUAAAGACUCCACCGAUACCCUUGACAAAAAACCAAAAACGAAUGAUAAGAACGAACAACUGGACAAUAUUCCCACGACCGAAAACGCAAACGAAGAAGUCUUAGAAGAAAUUACAAAGCAAUUUAACAAACUCCAAACAGUACCUAAUAACAUUAUCGACACUAAUGGAAACACUCCACCACCUAGUCCCGCUGAUUUCAAUACCAAAGAGCUAAACUUCAACCUCGAGAAGAACGACACCGCAGGAAUACCAGAAGAACUGGUGACAUCUACACCACUAAAGAAGCAAGUUGAGCAGAAACAUGUGGAAGAAACAUUUUCAGAAGUUUCACCAAUGAAGAAACAAGUGGAGGAAGAGAUAAUAGUAUCAGAACCUGUUCACACCGUGGCCAACGAGAAACCUGAAGAAGAUACUAAAUAUCCUAUUGAGAUAUCGUGGGGAGACCCGAUAGCUGUCCUCAGAAAGAACGUAAGCGACACACUGACUUUCUUGCACCAAGAAAGAAACGAUUUCUUGCCAGAAGAAGAUAUAAUCAUUCCUACAAGAAAGGAUGAUCACGUCUCCAAAGAAAUUGAUUUGGGAAGUAUCAAUCGCCUUAGUUCGAAAAAGCAAACAUCAGACUUGGAUACAUCAGUUGAAUUAAGUCAAUUAGAUUCUACUAACGAUUUUGACGCUUCCAAACUAAAGGAUGUUGCCGAAAGCGAAAUAGAACAAGUCAUUGAAAAAGCGGAGAAUGUAGUAAAUGAGAUGUAUAACAAGGGUGCUGAUUUGAAAAAUAAAUCUGAUAAAGUAAUUCGAUUUAACGAUGAUAUAGAUUCGAGGGGAGAAAAAAUGGACAGUAUUAAAGACUUAUCAGACAGUUUAUUAGAUGAUAUCAAAAAUACCACUGAAGAUUCUCUAGAUAAUUUGGAGAGUCUUAAAGAUGAUUCGAUAUCUGUUAUUCAAGAGAAAAGUGAGGAAGCCUUUAAAUUCUUAGAACAAGAGGCCUCAAGUCCUAUUGUUAUAAAAGAAACAUUAGAUGAUUCUAUUACAUUUAUAAAUAAAGAAUUAGAUUCCGUGAUAAACGAUGAUGACUCUUCGUUUAGUAAAACUGAAAUGCCUGAGACAAGUUCAAAAAGUCCAAAAAGUUCCUCUAUACCAGUUGCAAAACCAAGGCAAAAACUCGAAAGUGAGAAAGGAAUUGACAUGUUAUUUGAUGACAACAGAGACUCCACUUCUCCAGACGCUGACCUUCUCAGUAAGAUACCAGUUAUCAAAGGUGGUAAAAUAAAAACUAUUAAAAAGCACUCCAAAGAUCCUCUAAAGGAGUUCGUUACUCUUUCAAAAGAUGUUAAAUGGGACGACGAUGACGAUGACGAAGUGACAACAAAAGUCACAACAGAUCCCAUUGUCAAAACAACAGUAACGAGAAUCACAACCGAAACAGUAAGUCCCGAAGUCAAGAGUAAAAUCCCAGUUUUGCACCCCGACUCGUUACCUACAUCGAAUAUAUACGAAAACGUUGACUUCGAAAUGUCACCGAAAAGCAAAAUACCCGUUCUAAAAACGGAAACGACACGAAUUAUGUCGCCCGAAACAACGCAUGUCGAACGCACCGUCAUCUCGCCGACCUCUACCCAAGUGAUAGAAACAACAAUCGUUUCGCCCGGUUCACGUAUUUCUACGAAGAGCAGCACGCUGGAUUCGGACUCCGACGACGACAGUCAACAAAGUCCAGUGCUGAAGGGCAUCUUGAAAAAGACUGGAAUCGUGCGGACGGUCGGAAGCAGCAGCGGCUCUGAUGUGGCGCUUCACGAAGAAGGGGCCGAACUCAGCGAGGACGACUCAGAAGACUUUUACCAUCACGACCCUCAAUAUACUGAAACAAAAACUGAAGAGAUUGACCCCGUAACUGGAGCAAAAAUUACGAAGAUCGUGAAAACCAUGAGCCAAGUUGUCACAACACCGGGCGGGCACAGUGAGGAACUAAAAGAACAUAUGCAAUCCGUUAUUGAUCAAUUUAUGGCAGAAGAAAGAAAUCCUCAUUAAAAUUAAUGGACGCAAAUUAUAAGUUAGCUGCUACUUAAUUCCACAAUGUAUUUGUAUUGGAUAAGUCACUGUAAUUCGAGUUACAUUUUUAUAUUUAUUGUUUGAGUAAAUAGUAUUUUUUCCUGUUCACAAAUGAUGUAAAAAUUCCAUUUUAAAUGUGAAUCUGUCUAUUUUUUAUUUAUUUUGUUUUCCAUUGUAAAAUGACCAAUUUAUAAAGUUGUGACGUUUCUAUUAAAAAUAGACACUAAUAUUUAUUGCAUAAUUAAAAUAUAGAAUAGUGUACAUUAUAAAAUUUAAAUUUUAUUUGAGAGGAUUUAUAACGAUUAAAGUAAAAUACAUUUUAGCUUUAACUAGCCAAAAUUGUUCCAGUUAUGUACGUUAAUAACUUUAGCAUUUUAUUAUAGUGCCUAGACAAAUUAUUUUUACUUGAAAAUGCGAUUUCAAGUGAAAAUUUUUGUUUUUUAUUCUUCUAUUAGGUGCAAGCGUAAAUUGUUAUGGUACUAAAAUUUUCCGUCACAGUUGUUAAAAUUGUGAAAUUUUAUUAUUAUAUAUAUAUAGAUUUUAAUAUAUUUAAUAUAAAUACAUAUGCUUAUAAAAUUAUAAAAUGUAGAAAUAUGGUUGCUUAUGUAAUUAAUAAUUAUUAUGAUUGAGAAAUAAAUAUCUGGUGUACAUUUUUCUUUUUAAA